AUGAUAGGUGUAGGGAAGACAACUCUCGCAAAAGCAAUUUAUUACAGCAAAGCCGUGGUUGAGCACUUCCCAGUCCGUGUCUGGGUGACAGUAACUGAAAAAGCUGCCAACAAAGCACAAGUUUUGCUGAUGAAAAAGGAUGGGACUAAAGACCAGACAUUGUAUAUCACUCAGGUACGUGAUCACUUGAAAGAGAAGCUAUGCCUUGCUCUAGAUAAUGUCUCAAACACAAGAGACUUUGAUAAAUUACAUGAAAAAUUAUCUGGAUCUGGAAUGGCAAAUGGGAGCAGAAUAGUGCUGACAACACGCUUUAAGAAUGUGGCUUUGCAUGCAGACAGAAGUAGACCCUCACCAAAUUCGACUGCUAACAAAGGAAAAGGGUUUGGAGUUGUUUAA
Molecule: messenger RNA, 396 nt
Organism: Sphenostylis stenocarpa
Lineage: Eukaryota; Viridiplantae; Streptophyta; Magnoliopsida; Fabales; Fabaceae
Source: the annotation of a GenBank genome assembly